GGUUGCCGCGGGAGGAACCGGAGCUGCGGCUGCAGCAGGAGCAGCCCAGGCUGGGAGCUCCGGGCAGCUGAGCGCACCUGGGGCUGGACUUGGGGGCUUGCAGCCGGGCGCGGAGCCGCCGCUGCCCGGGGAGGGGGCGCGAGAUGCCGGCUGAGCCCCUCUCCCUGCCCGGCAUGACUCCGAGGGGCUCCGGCCGCUGGGGGCUGUGGGUCGGCCCCUUGGCUGCGCUCCUGUCUCUGCGAGGUCUGGUGAGCCCUCUAGAGGUGUCAGUGAGCUCAGGGAGUAUCCAGGUUGCUCGGGGACAGACGGCAAUCCUGCCCUGUACCUUCACCACUAGCGCUGCCCUCACUAACCUUAAUGUCAUCUGGAUGGUCAUUCCACUCUCCAAUGCCAACCAGCCAGAACAGGUUAUUCUCUACCAAGGGGGGCAGAUCUUUGGUGGUGCACCCCAGUUCUAUGGGCGAGUGGGGUUUGCAGGGACAAUGCCAACCACCAGUGCCUCCAUCUUCAUCAACAACACCCAGCUUUCGGACACUGGCACGUACCAGUGUUUGGUCAACAACCUUCCAGACCGAGGUGGCAGGAACAUUGGAGUCAUUGGACUCACCGUCUUGGUUCCUCCUUCUGCUCCGCUCUGCAGAAUUCAGGGGUCCCUGGAUGUCGGCAGCGAUAUUACCCUGACCUGCAACUCAGAAGAAGGCAUUCCUCGGCCGACAUACCUCUGGGAGAAGUUGGACAAUGCUCCCAGGCUACCCCCGACUGCCACGCAAGACCAAGUCCAGGGCACAGUCACCCUCCGGAAUAUCAGCACUGUGUCCUCCGGUCUUUACCAGUGCGUGGCUUCUAAUGCUAUCGGAACCAGCACCUGCCUUCUGGACUUGCAAGUCAUUGCACCUCAUCCCCGGAGCGUUGGCCUGAUUGCUGGAGCUGUUGCCACGGGUGCAGUUGUGCUCAUUGUUUGCAUUGUCUUGGUGGCUGUGGCACUGGUUUACUGGAAGAACAAACACAAGGAGGAAGAAGAGGAGGAGAUUCCCAAUGAGAUAAGGGAGGACGACCUGCCACCCAAAUGCUCUUCGGCCACAAAAGCGUUCCAUGGUGAUGCGUCCUCCUCGGAGAAUGACACCCUCACCUCCUCUAACACCUACAACAGCCGCUACUGGAACGACCCCAAAGCCAAUCAUGCCACAGACUCCUUCACCCGCUUCAGCAAUAACAACGACGUGCGCCAGCCCUUCUCCCGCUCCGGGAGCACCAACGCUCGCCCUGUCUAUGCCAACGGAGGCCACCCAUCCCCAGCUCCAUCCAAGACGCUGGUGGUGACGGCCAGCACGGCACCGUCCCCACAGGAGGUGGCCAGGAGCAAUGGCUCAGUCAGCCGCAAGCCAAGGCCUCAGCACACACGCUCCUAUGCCGUGAGCCAGGCGACGUUGGAGAGGAUAGGGGCUGUGCCUGUCAUGGUGCCAGCCCAGAGCCGGGCAGGCUCCCUGGUGUAGGAAGUGAGAGCGGGUGUAAGGAAAGCAAGAAGCUAUUGUACCAGAUGAGGUGAAGAUCUGGCCAAGAGACCCUCCUCUUCCUCCCUGAAAUGGGAUGAAGGGGGAGACGUGCUUCUGCCUGGUGCCCGCCCCCCUUCACUAGACUUUAACCUACCAAUGAGAUGGUCCUUUCUUCGCCACGCCACCCUCGGGAUCUCAGGGGGCUCCUCCACACCAGCUGGAUCUCUCAGAUGUGCCAAGGCUAUGGGAGGGGCCCCAAGGGUGCCAGGCCCUUGCAGGGGAUGCUCGUUUGUUUCUAAUCUCCACCUGAUGUGGGGUUUGGGGUUUUUUGAUUUCCAAGGAGUGGCCGAGUUAGAUGGGGUUCGUGAGGAGAGCCGGAAGGGGCAGGGGAAGGGGAAGGAGGGGCCUUCCGUGGAAGGACAUCAGCUCUACUGCGCACGUGCCCACCGCCAGGCCAAGAAUGGGCAAUGGAAUCAGAGAGGUGAGCGAGGAGACGCUGGCCAUGCCAGACCGAUUUCAAAGGGCAAAGGCAGAGAGAGAGACCCACCAGCCAGAGCAGAGCAGAAGGGGCGGGGGAUGGGUUUGGACGUUCGUCUAUUUAUUUAUUUCUGUUUCCUUCUCUCUUCACACUGGACGGUUUCCUGCACUAGUUCUGGAUGCUUCUGGAGCCCCAUUCGCCUCCUUGGAAACCGCUGCCAUCAGGGCCUCGUUCCCCAAGAAGCCGCUUGGAAGGAGGAUGUGUGGCUGCUGCAGCAGGAGUUUUCUCAGAGGCGUAAAGGAAUCGAGUGGGGGUGGGAAGCAGCAGACAGCUCCUGCCGGGCUGGCCAAAAGCCUCCGUGGCUGAAGAGCCGCACUGUUUCUAGGCGUGUGGCUUAAAUUCCCAAUGAGCUGGGCUUAGCUUUGGCCUUUGCAUGGCAGGUUCUCCCUACUGGGCUGUUCGGGGCUGGCCUGCAUGGUCCUAGCACGGUGCUUGUUGAACUGGGGAGGCCCUGGCACUGAGGCAUCAUAUUUACUCCUCCCUUGCUGGAUGCUGGGAUUGUCGGGGUUUGGUUUUAAAUACUGCUCUUUAGAAAGAGUGAAAGCAGGGGGCUCAUUGAGGAGGCAGGCCCAUGGGGUGGGUGUCCUAGCUGUCUGCUCCAUUCCCUCCAUGCCAUGUGACCGGGUCUCUGAGGCACCUCACACUGGCAGAUGUGCAUGGUGCUCUGUUGCCUCCAGGCCACACCUCACAUACAGCCAAGUUUUUCUCUUGUGACUAAAUAGCCUUAAUCGAAGCUGAGGGUCUAAACCAUUUGAGGGUCUUGCUGUUACAAGGGGGCUGGAGCCCAAGGGGCUGGAUCCCACUGCCUCAAGGAGGGUGAAGCCGCAUUCUGACAUCCACAGGCACCUCCUUCGUAAUGCUGACACUGACAUACUUAAAGGGAACACCUCCCUCCACCACCACUAGAGCACCAGAGGCUCCCCCCUUGGCCCUAGGAAAGGGAGGCUGCUGUCCCUAUCCUUGACCCUACAUUGGAAGAGGGUGCUGUACAAAUCUACCACUAUCAUCCUCUUCCUCCUCCCUCCUCCCCUGCUUUCCCUUCCAUAUGGCACAGAUGCUGCAGGGGCCAUCUCUUUCAUGAUCACACAGACACUGCUGGGAGGCUCCUGGACUCCAUGUGAGCACAGCCAUUGCGCUGAGGGCUGCCUGGACUGCACGGGUUUGAAGCUUGGCUGAGAUUUUGUGCCUUCUUUGCUUAAAGAAAAACAAAAACCAACCACCCCAUUUGCCCCCACCCCCAACUCUGCCCACAGAUAUUGCAAACCUCCCAGGCAGACAGCUGCCUGGUUUACACACCUUUCAGGGGGAGCAAUCUCUUUCCUAGUGUGCUGUCUGUCUCUCCCUUGACUGCUUGGAGGGGAAGAGCAGCUUUGAAAAUCCUAAUGUGAAAAAAAAUCCCAACAGAUUCUCUCUGUUUUUGCAACAACUCCUCUGUGAAGUUUAAAGGGAUGCUGCCCCUUGGCAGCCCUGCUUCAGGGUUGGGAAAAUUCUGGGAAAAUACCCUUCAUGAGACUGUUCACUCCUCUUUCUUUAUUCUUUCUAAUUGUCUAAAAUUCAAUAAAAUUUUAUUCAUAUAAAAAGGGAA
Trachemys scripta elegans is the source of this 3616-nucleotide messenger RNA. It is a transcript of the gene IGSF11, whose product is annotated as immunoglobulin superfamily member 11. The record is from RefSeq and is a predicted model, not a curated record. The transcript is spliced from 7 exons. Gene Ontology annotation, biological process: homophilic cell-cell adhesion. Lineage: Eukaryota; Metazoa; Chordata; Testudines; Emydidae. Bases 144 to 1493 code for a protein of 449 amino acids. Gene Ontology annotation, cellular component: cell-cell junction. Gene Ontology annotation, molecular function: ionotropic glutamate receptor binding.